Triticum dicoccoides is the source of this 1481-nucleotide messenger RNA. Its product is annotated as heat stress transcription factor C-1a-like. The coding region runs from base 204 to 1181 and encodes 325 amino acids. Lineage: Eukaryota; Viridiplantae; Streptophyta; Magnoliopsida; Poales; Poaceae. Gene Ontology annotation, molecular function: DNA-binding transcription factor activity; RNA polymerase II cis-regulatory region sequence-specific DNA binding. The transcript has 2 exons. Gene Ontology annotation, biological process: regulation of transcription by RNA polymerase II; cellular response to heat. The record is from RefSeq and is a predicted model, not a curated record. Gene Ontology annotation, cellular component: nucleus.
CCAUGUCCUCCUGUCACGCACGCUGCCCAUAAUUAGUAACCAUAGCCUAAUUGGGCGGCGCCCGGCCCCUCUCUGCAAGCAACCACACCUGCCUGCCUGCCUGCCUUUUGAGGGACUUUGACGUGUGCGGGUGAGUUAGAGUAGAGGGAGCGAACUCCCAGUGCCUGAGGCAAGUACGCAGGAGGUACAUAGAUAGGAGCAGGAUGGACGGCCUCCACACGGAGCUGGCGCUGGGGCUGAUCGGGUGCGGCCAUGGCGACCUCCAGACGGCGCCGUUCGUGGCCAAGACGUACCAGAUGGUGUGCGACCCUAGGACGGACGCGCUCGUCAGGUGGGGGAAGGGCAACAACAGCUUCCUCGUCACCGACGUCGCCGGCUUCUCGCAGCUCCUCCUCCCCUGCUUCUUCAAGCACGGCAACUUCUCCAGCUUCGUCCGCCAGCUCAACACAUAUGGCUUCCGGAAGGUGCACCCGGACCGAUGGGAGUUCGCGCACGAGUCGUUCCUGCGCGGCCAGACGCACCUGCUGCCGCGCAUCGUGCGCCGCAAGAAGCGCGGCGAGGCCGGUGCUGGCGCCUCCUGCUCGUCUGCAGUCGGCGGCGGCGAGCAGCACCAGCACGUGGUGGCCAAUAUGGGAGACCAAGUGGAGGAGGAAGAGGAUGAGGAGGGAAGGGAGGCGCUGCUCGAGGAGGUUCAGAGGCUGCGGCAGGAGCAGACGGCCAUCGGGGAGCAGCUGGCGAAGAUGAGCCGGCGACUGCAGGCGACAGAGCGGCGGCCUGACCGGCUCAUGUCCUUCCUCUCCAAGCUCGCCGAGGAUCCCAACGCCACCUCCCUCCACCUUCUCGAACAGGCAGCCGAGAAGAAGCGCCAGCGCAUGCAGUGCCCUUCCCGUGAUUUUACUUCCUUUCCCGUCGCACUUCCUCUUCAUCCCGCGCCUUCACCGCCGCCGCCACCGCUAUUGGCGCUCGGCGACCCGACCAUGGGCGGGGUCAGAGUCUGGCAAUGGGCGGAGCCGAUGCCACUGGCGCUCACAACCUUCGAGCAGCCCUCCGCGAGCUCCGGGGUGCAGCAGGUGCCGGAGUUUGAGGGCGGCCGGAGCGGCAGCAGCAUGGGCAUAACUGACGGUGGGACCGCGGUGGAGACCCCCUUCCCGUUCUGCCUACUGGGCCAGUGUUUCUUCUAAACACGGCGCGCGCAUCGUGCAUGCACAUGCACUACCUUCUUCUACUUACUAAUUUAGCAAUUAGCAAUCAUUUGUACACACCUAAAAAAACAAUGUUAUAUUAGCUCUGCUAUACUCAUUCAGUAAUACCAGCAUCGGUACGUGCUCUGAAUAUUCUUAGGCCACUAGGCGCUGUCGACCGGCCAAAAUUCGGUCAGUCGCCGCGCGGCCGUUAGAUUAGGCCAGCCCAUGCUCUUAGCCGGACUUGCAUACCGCGGACGCGCGUCCGAGCACACCCGCCGACAAUGAUCGGGCACUUCA